Durusdinium trenchii is the source of this 1580-nucleotide messenger RNA. NCBI's taxonomy places the organism in Eukaryota, Dinophyceae, Suessiales, Symbiodiniaceae. The record is from the annotation of a GenBank genome assembly.
GGAGAUUCAGGAGGUCUACCGCAGUGCUGUGCUUUUCGAGUUCGGAGUAUCCGUGGCUCCGGAAUCACAUCAAAUGGGCGACGACUUGGAGGAGCUGAAGGCCGAGAAUGAGAAGCUUAAAGAAAAGCUCCGUGCGAAAGUAUGGAGCAUGGCCCUUGCUACGGUCUCUGAGAUGGAGAAGAUCGCAGGUGGUGCGAGCCAUACAGAGAACGUGACCUUGCCCAACAGAAUCGCAGCGUUGGAGCGCUCGGUCUUUGGACAAUCUGCAAGCUCAGAUGAUUUAGAACGUAUCGCGGCGCUGGAAACGGAGUACAAGCAGCUCCAAGAUGACUACGUGGUGUUGUCAGAGGAGCAUCAGAAGCUGCAAGACAGGCCGCCCGUGAUCAUCAAGCAGGAAGACAACAAGUCUGCCUUGUUGGAGGAGCAGUUGCGUCGAAUGCAGGAGCAGUACCAGGCGAUCCAGCAGAAGCUGAACAAGAUGCGCGUGGAGCAUCUUGAUCUCCAAACCACGCAUCGAGAACUCUUGGAACAGCAUGAGACCCUGAGGGGUGAGGCCGAGAAAGUGGAGAAGGAGCUCAGCACACAGCUCAGAGUCCUUCGAGAGAAGCAUGCGAGAGUGGGGCAGGAGCUCCAACAGCUUCGCUCCAGUUCGCAUGAGAUGUCUCGACAACUCCAAGAGUGCAAGCAGGAGAAGCUGAAACUCUUUAACGAGUUGCAACAGCAGCAGGAGAAAUCCGAGAACAUGGAACAGUUGAGAAUCGACUAUGAAUCUCUGCUGGGUAGCUUUGAGCGUUUGCAGGAGGAUCACGAGCAGCUCGUGGAAAAGAGCAACCGAUUUCGCAAUACGAUGGCGGAUUCGUGGGCAGAACGUCCAAAGAGUGGUGCCGGGCUCUUGCCACCCAUCACGCCGCUGACGGCCAACUCCCGCUGUGCCACGCCUCGAUCGCCCGAGCGUAGCUUCAGCUUGGCGGAGAUGAAGCUCAGCUGCGAGGAAUUCUCCAAAGAGGUGACCUUCCCUUCGUCCUUGCUGGAGCCCAACGGCCCCCUGUCCGUGUCGCAGCUGAAGACUCGGCUGAUGGAAAUCAGAGGUACUGUCUUAUACUGCCAACAAGAGGCAGACUCCAAUUUCUGAAGCAUCUACGGUCUUUUUUUUUGCCACAAUGGCAAUCGGCCCUUAGUUCCUUUCGCCGGGUAACAACUCGCUCCUCAUUUUCCCUCUAUCCAGCCCUAUGAGUGGAUAGAGCGUAGAAACCGCCCCCUGCUCGCAGAACUCAGUGCUGAGUAGACCGUUUUUUUGGUAUUUCUGGGUACCAGAACAUGCUCUGAGUAGACCGUUGUUGCAGAUUCAGGAGUUUUGGACCUUCGGACCCCUGUGGACCCAGAAGAAGUCCGGACCUUUCUCGCUCAAGACACUGGACCUUUUGGCCAAGCCAGCUGUUCGGCGAUCUUUGGGAGCCAUGACCACUUUCCCGAAGCAACAUGAGAUUCAUGUCUGGAUACAGAUGAACCGACGUGAUUGCCUGGAAGACACGGCCGUGCACUAGCUGGGAUCGGCUUGAUCCUCGGUUCUUAAAACAGUG